This is a messenger RNA of Neoarius graeffei (lesser salmon catfish), 2231 nucleotides long. RefSeq names its product retbindin (gene rtbdn). The record is from RefSeq and is a predicted model, not a curated record. NCBI's taxonomy places the organism in Eukaryota, Metazoa, Chordata, Actinopteri, Siluriformes, Ariidae. Gene Ontology annotation, molecular function: signaling receptor activity; riboflavin transmembrane transporter activity; riboflavin binding. The transcript is spliced from 7 exons. Gene Ontology annotation, cellular component: external side of plasma membrane. The coding region runs from base 233 to 1009 and encodes 258 amino acids.
UGUGUGCGUGUGUGUGUGUGUGUGUGGUACAGACUGAGGACCGGAAUACGGUUUUUACCAACAGAGUGAGGACCUGUUUGAGAAAGACACACAGACAGCUGAUGGGAAAACAUCAGCUCCAAGCAGAGAGAAGCAGGGAAAAAAGAAAACAGAAGAAAAGAAGUUAAGUGCAGCGUGCAACAGGACCCAGGCAACACAUCACAUCCCAAGUGACGUUCUUCCACUUGCUGAAAUGGUCAUUCCCUCAGCAUUAGUCUUUGCCUAUUGGACAAGUUUUCUGGUUGCAUUUGGUUGGUGCAGAGAAAGGGUGUGUCUUCAGGAUGGACUUCACAAAUCCAUGCCCAGUCCAGAGCCCAAUCUUAAAGAAUGCUCAUUGUACGUGGAGAAUGCUUGUUGCUCAGAGCAGGACAUUGAAGACCUUACUGCUGCUACUGCUGGUGUGUUGUGGGACAGGUGUGGCUCUCUCAGUCCAGGAUGUGAGGAGUUCCUGAAGAGAGUCAUUUGCUUUUACCGCUGCUCUCCAGAUACCACAUACUGGCCACACCCUCAGAGUAGUUCUUCCCUUAGGGCGGUGCCACUGUGCCACAGCUUCUGCAGAGACUGGUAUGAAGUUUGUAAAUCAGACCUCACAUGUGCUCGAGACUGGACCAGAGACCCCAGAGGACUAAACUGCACUGGUAGUUGCAUACCCUAUCAACAGAUGUACCAGCAUGGUCGAAACCUCUGCGAGAGCCUCUGGGGUGACGCCUUUGUGAUGGUGGAGGAUGAAACCAUGGAGGUCAAAGGUCAGGGCUCUGGAUGUUUGAAACUCAGCGCCUCAGACCAAGAGGUUAUUGCUGCUGUGAGAAUGCAGAACGAUGACGUGGAUGAGCUGGACACCACCAAACACCAUGGAACCCCCCUCAAUGCAGCGCCCCAGCAGGGGCAGAGGAACCAUGACAAGCUGUUGUUACACAAACACUCUGCUCCCUCUGUACACGAUUCAGAGGGCAGCGGCAGCGGCUUCUAGACUCACAAUCAUGACAUGUUCUAGAAUGUUCUGAAAGAUCAGGUAUCACUUUAAAAGCUGAGUUCUGAAAGCACAGAAUAUUCUAAAUCAGAAUAACUGUAUAUCAUUAUAGAGUCGAGCUUCUUCUAGAACAGUUGUGUGUUACUUCACAAUCCUGUGUUUUAGAUCACAUCUCACAUUUCCUCCUACAUUUCCUCACUUGGUAGUGUUAUUGUAAGAACACGGCAUAUACAGUCAGGUACUAAUGUCUGAAUCCAUUACCAAGCAUUUCAUUUAAAUAAGAAUUCAUGGUAUUCCUGGUCUCUUAAUGACUAACACAUCAUACCUAUGGAGCUAGCUGUACACUUCCUGUCUAAUCUCCUUCACAUCAUGAAGCAGCAGUCAGACCUAAAGAGUGAGCACGAACCUUUAUCAGUGUAUACACUGUCUGGCCAAAAGUAUCUGGACACCUGACCAUCACACCAAUAUGUGCUUCUUCCCCAAACUCUUACCACAAAGCUGGAAGCAGACAACUGUAUAGAAUGUUUUUGUAAAGCUGUAGCAUUAUAAUUUCCCUUCACUGGAACUCCAACCUGUUCAGGCAUGAAUGACAAUGCCCCUGUGCAGAAAGCGAGCUCCAUGAAGACAUGGUGUGUUAAGGUUGGAGUGGAAGAACUCAAGAGCACUGACUGAACUCAACUCCACUGAUCACCUUUGGGAUGAACUAGAACUGGAGCCUCCUCAACAUCCCAACAUGAGCACCUGAUCUCACAAAUGCUCUUGUAGCUGAACUGAAUGAGCACAAAUCCCUACAGCCACACCCCAGAAUCUAGUGGAAACCUUCCCAGAAGAAAAGAGAAGAGCUUAUUAUUACAGUGAUGGAAUGUUCAGCAAGGACAUAUGGGUGUGAUGGGCAGGGGUGCACAUACUUUUGGCUAUAUAUUGUAUUGAUAUUACACAGAAAUUGACAUCUUAUGAUGCGUAUAAUUCUAUUGUGUAUUACAGUUUUUUGGUUCUCAAGGUCAACCUUUGAAAGUUGGCAACUUUACAAAUCGUAAAUUAGCAAAGUCAAAUAUUAUUGAAACUCAACUCUGUUAUCAUGUUCUUGAGACAAUAUUAUGUUUGUGUAUCAUUUCCAAUGAAACCCACAUCAUUCUCUUUUUCGCGUGUAGAUGAUAAAUCUGGGCACCUGACCAAAUUAUACAGAUUAAAAAGUUUUAUUCAGCAUUUUGUUUACAAAGUA